CGACGCGAGGUCCACUAUCUCAAGGACAAAUUACCCUUCACGAUUAGCAAAUUAUGUGGUUGACGGACGCACAAAAAAUCGGCGUUGGCCUGACGUCCUUCGGGGCAUUCUUCCUCCUCUUAGGCGUCGUGCUCUUCUUCGACGGUGCUCUCCUUGCCCUCGGCAAUGUGCUCUUCAUCUGCGGCCUGACACUCAUUAUCGGCCCCAAAAAGACGUUCUACUUCUUCGCACGUCGGCAGAAGUUAAGGGGAACAAUAUGCUUCCUCGGCGGGAUCGUGCUCGUCUUCAUCAAAUGGCCAUUCGUGGGGAUGCUUGUGGAAACUCUGGGGUUCUUAAAUCUCUUUGGAGACUUCUUCCCCGUCAUAUUGACAUUCCUACGACAAUUGCCUUUUAUUGGCAAUUUCCUAUCAAUGCCCUUUGUGAGCCAUAUACUCGAUCGAUUAGUAGGAUCCAGACCCUCAAUGGUAUGAUUCACCAAUAUCACCGCUCUCCGAGCUACGACCACGUCCACGUGAUCCUGCGUGGUAGUAUACCAUGGAGACUAUCUCUGUGUGUGCGACCAUCUGGCCCGUGAUUACCACGGAUACUCCGGACAUGCUGGGUAGCGUCCGGUUGUACAUACCUGGUGUUUUACGUUAGAACUCGCGUCCGUCACGGAUCUCUUAUACAUGUCAUAAUAG
Messenger RNA from Dacryopinax primogenitus, 680 nucleotides. Its product is annotated as Got1-domain-containing protein. Bases 54 to 470 code for a protein of 138 amino acids. Gene Ontology annotation, cellular component: Golgi cis cisterna; Golgi membrane; endoplasmic reticulum. The transcript has 5 exons. The record is from RefSeq and is a predicted model, not a curated record. Gene Ontology annotation, biological process: endoplasmic reticulum to Golgi vesicle-mediated transport; retrograde transport, endosome to Golgi. Lineage: Eukaryota; Fungi; Basidiomycota; Dacrymycetes; Dacrymycetales; Dacrymycetaceae.